AUUCCACGCGGGCGAACGGGGCGGAUGAACGAUAUCGGUAUCGUUUCGGUUUAAUUUAGGUGUAGAUAAACGCGAUAAGAACUCGCUACAUUUCGAAAUCACCCAAAAAAAAAAUGUGUGCGGCGACAAAAGCUUCAAUUAGCAUUUAAAGCAUUGAAGCCCCAUCAUCGCGAUCCCAUCGUUAAAAAUCCCUUCAGAUGGAGGAGGACGUGCUGAAUGCCCUGCAGACGCGAUGCGCCUAUUUAUCCGGCGGAUUUGAUCGCCAGAAGCGCAUCAUCUUCGUUGUCAACGCGUUCAACGAUCUGCAGCUGUGGAAUCGCCGCUAUCUGCAGGUGACUCUGGACUAUCUGAAGCGGUCUCUCAGCGCUUCGGUGUUGCAGAAUGGAGUGAGUGUGGUGGUCAAUGCCCAGGAGAGUAGUUCGCGGAUCUCGCGCCAGCAGGUGCGCCAAAUAUACGCCCUCUUUGGAGGCGACAUCAAUGUGGAUCUGUAUCUAGUCAGGGCGGAGGGCUUCUGGGAGAAGCAUGUGGAGCCGUGCACCAAGUCCCAGGUCAAGGGAGAGCCUCUGGUGCUGUCCAAGGCGAGACUGGGCAAGUUCAUAGAGCCGCAGAACCUGCCCGAGGAACUGGGCGGCACCUUGCAGUUCAACUACGAUCUGUGGCUGCAGCAGCGCAAGUCCAUCGACGAGUUUACCAAGUCGCAUGUGCGGACUUUGGCAUCGAUGGAAAAGCUGUUGGCUCUUCUUCGCGGGCACAAAUCUCUGCGGCCAGCGGAAGCGGAUGUGGAGCUGAAGAAGUGCGCCCAGCUGCAUGCCGGUGUCCAAAAUGACAUAGAAUCAGCGAUAGAUAUGGGUAACGCGAUCUUGGCCCGUUUCAACGAGGUCUACGAGCCGCAUUCAGCGCCGCCACAAGCGGUCGCACCUGCCUCGGAAUGCCCCGUUAACCCCCCGCCGCCGCCACCACCGCCCAUCCCUGCUGCCCACUCCGCCCCUGGAAUCCCCCCGCCAAAGCCCCUUUUGCCGCCCGAUCUCGUUUGUGAGCGUGCCCGCAUCGAGCUGCGAUUGAAUGAGAUCGAGAAGAAACAGACGGCCAUUCGAACAGCCUGGCUGGAAUUGCUGCGAUCUUUGAGGGAGGCACGUGAACUCUGCACUUUGGAGGAGGGAGUGUCGUUCGUCACCAAUUGGAUCCUGCAGCAGGCGGAGGAUUUGCUAAGUCGUCAGAGGAGCGUUGCCGGUGAUGUUCGUGGUUGUGAGAUCCUGCGAUCCGCUCACGAUCAAUUGGAACUGGAGUGCCGCGAAACCUACGGUUGCUAUGCGGAAUUGCUUUACAAAAUCGAAAGAUUCGCAGGCGAACGGCAGGCAUCUGCCAAGGACAUCAAUCUGUGUCAGGAUCUCCUUUCGCAGCGGGAUUUCAUGCAGUUUGUAUGUCGCUCCUUUGCAAAGAGAUUGGAACGACGACGGAAUGUCCUGAUGACCGCCUUGCGAUUCCAUCGUCUCCUUGAGCAAUUCGAGGAGCUACUGGCCACUGGUAAUCAUGUGGUGGAGGUGGACAGUCGAUCGCUGGAUUGGCCCGAAGCAGAGCAGCUACUCAUGCAGCUCAAAAACAACCAGCAAAUGUUGAGCCACGUCGAGCGCGAACUUGUGCGUGAAGGUGAAAAGCUGAGCGACAUGCUGGCGAUGCCGGUGAAAGACGCUCUGGGCCGUGACCUCCAGCUGGACUACAGCGCGGAGAUUGGCCAGCUGCGGCGGCAGAUCGACGAGAGUCGGCGGCGACGUCAGGUGUGCGGACAGCGGCUGGCGCUGCAGCGGCUCACCUUGGAGCAGGUGACCCACAUCCACGCCUACGAGGAGGACGCGCGGAGGGCACGCGACUGGCUGCAGGAACUGUAUGCCGUCUUGCUGCAGUGCCACUCCCAUGUCGGCUGCAACAUCCACGAGAUCCAGCUGCAGAAGGACGAGCUGCAGGGGUUCGAGGAAACCGGACGAAGUAUCUACCAUUAUGGCUGCCAGUUGCUGGAGGCUUCCCAAACGCUGAAACUCUGCUGCAAAUUGGAUACCUCGGGAUCGAGGCCAGAGGUCAAUGCCAGUCAGAGUGUGAUCAGUGAUGAACUGCAGUACACGUGGCACAGUCUGCAGUCCGUUGCCCAAGAGCAGAUGACCAGACUGCGCGUCUCCGCUGUAUUUCAUCGCAGUGUGGAGGCCUAUUACCGCCAAUUGAGGGAACUACGACCUCUACUGACCCAGGAGCUGUCCGCACAAAUGCAGCAGCAACAAAGACAGCAGCACAAUCGCAGUAGCAGUGGAAUCAGCAGCGAUGCAGGGGGAGAAAUGGAUUCGGAGUUAUCUCCACUGGGAGAAAUGCCACCACGGUUGCAAAGACAUCUGGUGGCCAGGGAACAACUUCUCGUCGAGGUGGGAAGAAUGGUCAGAUUGGGAAGACUGCUGAAGAAGCGUCUUAAAGAGCCCUUCGUCUUGGACGCUUUAACAGGAAAAAGAUUUCGUAAUUUGUUUGCCAAAUCAAAGGGAGAUGAGGUGGAGGAGGAGGAGGUGACCAUCACCGCCAGGCCGAAAGUGCCCAGCAUUGUGGUGGAUGAGCCACCCAACGAAGUCAUAGAGGUCGUAGAGCAGCAAAAUGAAACUAAAUCCCCAAAUGAAUCACAAACUGAGGCUCCUUUGGCCAGCGAAGAGGAGAUUCCUCAUGAGAUUCUAAGUGAUUCCUCUAGCGAUCUCAGUCGACUUUUGGAGGCCAUUAACGAGGCCAGUAAACUGCCGGAGCAGAUUCAAGCUGAUGAUGAGCAUUACGAGGAUGAUGACGAUGAUGAUGAGACGGCCAGCACUUCGAGUGUCAAGACCAAAAUAGCCAAGGCCUCUAUAGAAAGGGAUAUUAUCUUGGAGGAAACUGAGGAAGAGGAGGACGAUGAGGUGGAUUCUGGACCUGCGCUUCAAAGUCUGGAAAAGAUCAAGGCUCUCAUUCGAAAUGAUAGUGAAACGUAUCCGCAAAGCGAUUACACCGACAAUGAAACCCCUUCGCACUCACGCACUGCAUCUGUGGAUUCCGGAGCACCCGAUAAUCCGCGUCUUUCUGGUGAUUUUAGUGUUGUGGCCGAUGAGCUACCGCUGGACUGCAGUCCAAGUCCACUCCAUGAUAGUGGAAGAACGAGCAGUGCUGGCAGUGAGGCACCCGGCGAAUCCCAAUCCCAAUCCCAAUCCCAGCCAGCCACUGUGCAGGUUGUGCCCACGGGCGGCAACGAACUGGCCUGCGCCGCCAUUUCGCACAAACUGGGCGCCAUUGCCGAGGUGGCCGAAUCCCUGGACGCAGUCAUCCGCGAUGUCCAGCAGCAGGAGGGGGCGGCCAGCAAUGGAAUCAGCAGUGCCAGCGGAGGACAUGGCAUCAAGAAACUGGGAAGCAUUGAGGACUGGCACUCCCGCUCCACCGAGGACGAAUCCUUCGCCACCGCCUCCGAGGGCAACUUCACGCCCAACUCGCACUCCUCCUCCUUCCAAACGGCCUCUGGACGCACUAGCUCCUACAUUGGCUCGGCCAAGAACUCCUUUGACGAGGCGGAUGACUCUACUUUGAGCACCUUCGAGAUUCCCGAACUGCCACCCUCACCGGUCAACAUGUCCUUCGAUAGCUCCGAAAUGAGUUACUUCUCUGCUCGCCAGCAGAGGAUGAAAAGUGAGGAUCAGGAUAGUGUAGUGGGCGUGGCAGAGUUGCACAGUCAGAGUGUGACGCCCACUCCGGAUGAGGAGCAACAGCACUUACUGCUGCCACUGCCAUUGCCACAGGCCAUCGAAUCGGAUAGUGAGGUGGAGGGAUUCAGUUUGGCCACCGGAAUAACGACGGAAUCCGCACCAAGGAUUUCGAAUGCCCACACGCCGGAGGUGAGCUACCGAUCCGCUGAUAAUACCGCUCCGGCUUCAACUAACCCCAACGAAACGAAACCGCCGACGUCCUGGCGACGUAGUAAAUACUACGAGAAUAUAACAAAACAAACGAUCAAGGGAUUUCUCUAAAAAUUAAAUCAACCUGAAAAACAAAUGAACAAAACGAUUUCCCGCCCAAUUAACCUGCGCCAUUUGCUUCACUGCCGAUGCUCGACAUUCUUGCCAUUAAUUAGUUGGCAUUUUACUUUUGAUGUUUUCUACAAAAUCAUAUUUUAGCAAGAAGUUCUUUACAUGUUUUGUUUUGUUUUGCUACUUUAAUUUGCAUGAUUGCUUACUGUUUUUCAACCAAAUUUAUUAUUUCUGUUGAACUUAAUUGCUUGCGAAAAACUGUUUUAAAUAUUUUAUGCCCAAAAUAUUUAAUAUUUCUUUACAACUAGUUCUUAACUUAUUUAUUUUGUUAGAUACAAAUUUAUUUUAAGGCUUGCCAAAUUAGAGAAUUCCAAAAUGCAUAAGAAACUUAUAUAAAAUUUAAAUAAUAUUUAGAAUAAGAAAUUAAAUUCAACCAGAGCCAGUCGAAAUUUUUGCCAUUAAUUGUAUGUUUAAUAUUUAUUAAUAACUAUUUCUCCCAACACAGUCACAAAAUAUAGUGCAAUUAUUAUUGGAAAAUGUUUUACCCGAAAAAUAAA
Molecule: messenger RNA, 4570 nt
Organism: Drosophila elegans
Lineage: Eukaryota; Metazoa; Arthropoda; Insecta; Diptera; Drosophilidae
Source: RefSeq, a predicted model, not a curated record